Drosophila subobscura is the source of this 468-nucleotide messenger RNA. RefSeq lists its product as uncharacterized. The transcript is spliced from 3 exons. The coding region runs from base 1 to 468 and encodes 155 amino acids. Lineage: Eukaryota; Metazoa; Arthropoda; Insecta; Diptera; Drosophilidae. The record is from RefSeq and is a predicted model, not a curated record.
AUGGAUGUGGAUUUCCUGCAGCCAGUGAGGAAUAUGUCGGUUCACAUAAAGGUCUUUAAGCGUGACUACAGCAACAAAUAUCAGCCAUUCUUGGUGGAUGUUGUGGUUAAUAUGUGCGACAUUAUUGGGCGCAGAAAUUACAGUCCCUAUGGAAGAUAUUUGUGGGGUCUGUUCAAGCGUUAUACCAACUUUAAUCACUCGUGCCCAUUUGUGGGCCACAUGUUUGCUCGCGGCAUAUUCAUUGAUGAGAGUGUUGUGCCCGUCAAGCUGCCACUGGGUGACUACCAAAUUGUUCUGUUUCCAUUUGAAACCUACAGAGAGAAGCCACCACAGUCCAUCGGUUCGAUUAAGUUCAAUGCGCAGGCCAUGGUGCCAGUGAUACCCAAACGAAAUAGAACGAACCCAACAGACCGAACCACUAGCCGGGCUCCACAAACUGUCAUUGUGCCCGUUAAAAAUGGGAAAUAA